This is a messenger RNA of Cuscuta campestris, 2335 nucleotides long. NCBI's taxonomy places the organism in Eukaryota, Viridiplantae, Streptophyta, Magnoliopsida, Solanales, Convolvulaceae. The record is from the annotation of a GenBank genome assembly.
UAUAUACUUUUGGCUCCAACGGGAUUUAAGGUGUAUGUGAAAGAUAAAUGCAUUGUGAUUGAAGAUAUUGAUUUGGAUAUUUACUUCACCAAAAAUUUGUUCGAGGAUGUCAUUUCCAAAGCCAAAGAACAGAAUAUAAGUCUUCCUAGGUUUGUUGGUUUUAGAUAUCAUCCUCCUUCGAAAGAAAUUCAGAAAGAGGCACUAGCUUCUGAUAGAGAUUGGAUUAAGAUGGUUGAGGUUUGGGGGGAGUUGCUUGUAAUUUCAUUCCCUUAUUUGUAGUUGAGUUAGAAGAGCCUAGUGCAUUACAAAAAAUGGCAGAGGAACUUCAUGUUACUGCCCAAACUUUUAAGGACCCAAGCAGUAGUGAUGCUGAGCUUUGGGCUGACAAUUUGCUCGUGACACCAACAAAUUAUAGUCAGACUUUUGAAAGUGAAGAUAAUGGGGGUAAUAAAUCUAAAUUAAAUGUGAGAAUGCAAAUGAGUAGGACAUUUGAAGUGUUGCUCCAACCAUCUGUUUUAGACCCCCCUGAGGUUCCAUGCAUUACUAUUUCCUCUCCACACCUCUCACCCACAAGUACAGAACCUAAUACAAUGACUAGAGAGGAGGUUGAGAAUGAUGGCAGUUCUAAAAAGAAGAAAAAGAAGCUUGUGGGGGGAGGUAGUAAAGUACUUGAGAGGACUGAGUUGAAUGUCAAACUUUUGGCUAAAGAAUUAAAAGGGUUAGAAGCUUAUGACAUUCCUGCCUUGAGCAACCCCCAAGUUCCUCCCCAUGUUCCUCCCCUAGAUCUCUUUUUUGAGGAACCUGUGCUCCCUUCUCAGGGGGGAAUUGAUGAUGAUAAAGCUUCAUCUAAAGAUGAAGAAGAAGACUGUGAUUUUACAGGGAGUGAGGAGGAGUGUUUGAGUAGUGAGGCAGUUUCCUUGGAUGAAGAGUCAGAAAUGGAGGAUGAGUUUGAUCUUGAUGCUGACACUGCCCAUAAACUGAUGCUGGGUAAUGAGGAAGAAAAUGAAGAUGGGAGUGGCAGUCAGUCUAUUCUUGAGAAAAUGGCUAAGGUGUUUAGGACUGGAAGGCUCUGGGUGAGAAGUGCUCAUGGAAAAGUUGAGCUAAAGCAAGGUGACAUAUUUAGUUGCAAAGAAGAUUUUCUUAGGGUCAUGAAGGACUAUGUUAUUCAAAAGGGAAUUUCUCUUAGGAAAAUAAAAAAUGACAAGAGAAGAUACACUCAAGUAUGUAUGAAUAAGGACUGCAAAUUUAAGAUUCAUGCAUCUGUUCUAGUUGAUGGCCACUCUUGGAUGAUUAAAAGCAUAUGUGAGGAUCAUAUUUGUUCAGUGAAAGAGCACCAUAACAGGGCUGGAUCAACUUGGGUUGUAACUCACCUUCUAGAAGACUUCAGAAAUAAUAAACAGAUGAGUGUAGUUACUGCCCAGAAGAUUAUUUUGAAGAAGUUCAGCACACGCAUACCUGAUUAUACUUGCUGGAGGGCUCUUAGGGUCAUGAGGGGUAUAGUUGAAGGUAGGCAUGAAGAUGGAUACAAGAUGUUACCACAAUACAUGGAGUUUUUUAAAGAAAAGAAUCCAGAUUCCCAUUGCUUCAUUAGGUGGCAGGAGAUUGGUCCAGGGAGAAAUCCAAUUUUUAAGAGGUGUCAAAUCUGUAUAGGUUCAUCCAUCACAGCUUUUAAGAAGUAUUGUAGACCCUUGAUUGGUAUUGAUGCAUGUCAUUUGAAGGGUCCAUAUGAGGGAGUGCUUUUGACUGCUAUGGCCUUAGAUGGAAACAAUGGUCAAUUUCCCUUAGCAUAUGGUGUUGCUAAUUGUGAAGAUGAAACGGAGUGGCUUUCUUCCUACAUGGACUAGCUGUGGCACUUGGCUGCACAUCAGAUGCAUCCCCAUACACAAUAAUAUCUGACAGGCACAAGGUACUUGAGCCUCUCUUAUUAUAUCUUUGUUCCAAGAGUACAUCACCUAAAUUUCUACACAAUAAUAAAUGGCAGGUGCAUUGUAACACCCCAAUCCGUAUAACCCGGAAUUACACGAAUUAAGGUGAAACGAGAGUUAAAUAAAAAUUUCACUUGACAUUUGGAAAUGACAAUUUCUGAUAAAUAUUAAAUUUACAGACUCUGGAUCGCGACCCAUUUAAAAAUAUUUUCAGAGUAAUGCGGAAGUACAAUAAUAAUCAAAUCAUGACACAUUUUAAAAUCUGUUGACCAAACAUUGCCUGCCAUCCUUGCAUCUCCUCUGACUCAAUGCCCUCUAGGAAAGGUUCCAUCAUUGUCUUCUUGUUACCUACGUGUAGUCAACGAAAAAUACAAACUACACGCUCAGCGAAACCGCUGAGUGGUACCUCG